CAACAAGUGAGAGAAUUAUCUCACCUCUCAUCUCCUGGCAGCGCCUCGUCGUCAGACUGCACUACCCAACUGUGUCGCCACGUCCUAUGUGCAGCCCCCCUUGCGGUCUGAGGAGGAUGAUUGAACGCCGGAACGGCUUCAGUACCACAUCACGAACAGGAAGGGCACUCGUUUCAUUCCCAAAAACAAGUCAAAGUCAAUGCUAUCGGGUCUUAUCCGCAUAGAUGCUGGCUGGUGCAUCCACCGUCGAGAGCAAGUAAUGUAUACACCACUGAUACCUUUGGGUGGCCUUGGAUCUCCGAGGCAUGCCCAAUGGAGCUAAAAGACGCUGCCUUGCAGCAUGGCUUGGACAAAGGCCGUACAUGUGGCACCAGUGGGAGACAGAGAAAACGGCAGCUGGCUGCAUGAUGGCCGGCCAGUCGUCAGGCUCUAGACGCCCCAAACGGCAAGGUAUGGGACUCGGCGGUCGAGGUAAAGGCGGAGGAGGGGCAAGGCCGCGAGCUGCAUCAGAAGGAAGGGCAGGGGGGUGUCCAAAGGAUGAGCGGAGAAGCGACGAGGAAGAGAGGUGAGAGAAUGAUUGCAUCAAGAACGUCAGUAGAAGUCGGGUUGUAUAACUGGCUUGGCGGAUAUGGAUGACGAGGCGAGCGAAUGCAGUUAGGAAGGUUGGAGUGAGUGAGUGAGAAGCUAAGACAGUGAAUGAGAGUGACAGCGAGAGAGAGAGAGAGAGUGAGAGAAAGCGUGGACCACUUUCUUUCCCACCUCGCGACACCCUUCACGGUGCCCUCCCGCCUUCUCCAUUUCUUCU
Messenger RNA from Colletotrichum destructivum, 805 nucleotides. RefSeq lists its product as uncharacterized. The coding region runs from base 306 to 569 and encodes 87 amino acids. The transcript is spliced from 2 exons. NCBI's taxonomy places the organism in Eukaryota, Fungi, Ascomycota, Sordariomycetes, Glomerellales, Glomerellaceae. The record is from RefSeq and is a predicted model, not a curated record.